UGAGAGCACUCAUUUGUUAACCAAACACAUAGAAAAGAAAGGAACGAAACAAAACGAAAUUGUGUGACCAUGGCUCUCGUCACCCGAAUCGGACUCACGUGGCGCCUCCCUCAGCGGCUAGUUUCCGCGUCUCUCCACAGCAAUUCCACUGGCACCACCGCUCCCACUAGUUACUGUGCGUUGCCGCAGCCAACAGCGAAUUCUUCCCCCGUGGGCCUCUCGAAGCCGGCGGAAUUCGUGAUCUCGAAGGUGGACUCCCUCUUGAACUGGGCCCGCACAGGGUCCAUCUGGCCCAUGACGUUUGGGCUGGCCUGUUGCGCUGUGGAGAUGAUGCACACGGGCGGGGCCCGUUAUGAUCUAGACCGCUUUGGAAUCAUUUUUAGGCCUAGCCCGCGUCAAUCCGAUUGCAUGAUCGUUGCUGGCACACUCACCAACAAGAUGGCCCCUGCUCUUCGCAAGGUUUAUGAUCAAAUGCCUGAGCCAAGGUGGGUGAUCUCAAUGGGAAGCUGUGCUAAUGGAGGUGGAUAUUACCACUAUUCAUACGCUGUUGUUAGAGGAUGUGACAGAAUAGUUCCUGUUGACAUAUACGUUCCAGGUUGUCCUCCAACUGCAGAGGCUUUGCUAUAUGGCCUCCUCCAGCUGCAGAAGAAGAUCAAUAGGCGCAAGGACUUCCUCUGGUGGUGGACCAGGUGAACAAGCCAGCGUGCCAAGUCAAUCAAAUUUGUUCUAUUUCUUGCCUUUGCUGAUAUGCUAAUUAAGCUAUAUAUGUGGGUGUUAAUAAGAAGCAUUCAGAUUUCUUAUUAGUUAAAAGCUUCUGAAUUUCUCAGAUACUACUAAUAUUAUGUUGAUAUUUAUAUAAACCUAUGGGAAUAAAUGAGACACCUCAUCAUGUUUAAUCACA
Glycine soja is the source of this 901-nucleotide messenger RNA. Its product is annotated as NADH-quinone oxidoreductase subunit B 1-like. Lineage: Eukaryota; Viridiplantae; Streptophyta; Magnoliopsida; Fabales; Fabaceae. Gene Ontology annotation, biological process: electron transport coupled proton transport; aerobic respiration; mitochondrial respiratory chain complex I assembly. The transcript is spliced from 2 exons. Gene Ontology annotation, molecular function: quinone binding; NADH dehydrogenase (ubiquinone) activity; 4 iron, 4 sulfur cluster binding. Bases 70 to 693 code for a protein of 207 amino acids. The record is from RefSeq and is a predicted model, not a curated record.